UAAACCUCAUCGAAGAAUAGCACGUCAGAAGCACAAAAAGGGAUAGCCAUACAUGCUUCCAAGAAACGCUCAGUGAGGGAUCUAGUUGGAUUUGGAGCCAUCAUGAGUGGAGUAACCCCUUAUAUCGGGAGCAAAAUCAGCCUAAUUUCGAAGGCCGAGAUUCGUUACGAAGGGAUUCUCUACACUAUUGACACUGAGAAUUCGACUGUCGCACUUGCAAAAGUUCAGUCUUUUGGCACUGAGGAUCGGCCCACUGAUAGGCCCAUCCCGCCCCCAGAUGAGAUCUUUGAGUACAUAAUCUUCAGAGGCAGUGACAUCAAGGACCUGACUGUGUGUGAGCCGCCAAAGCCAACAUGCUCUCUCCCUCAGGACCCUGCCAUCAUCCAGUUCUCCGUGUGCUCGGCCCCUCCACCUGCUCCUGCUGCCACUUCAGCUCCAUUCCAGUCGGUGGGCUCCAACGGCCUGUUCAACCGAGCUCCCGUGCCCCUGUACAGCCAGUGCAACACCAGCCCCCUGGUGUCCCUGCAGUUUGACACCGUUGGUGUCGGUAAGAGCCACAGCAGCACAAAGCCUGGAUAUGGAAGAUCAGUGCCGCCCUCCUCCUUUGGGAGCGACACAAGCUCCGCUGCAACCCAGUCCCAGAGCAGUGCUAUUGGCGCUGCUCUCCCCACUGAUUCACACUCUCUGGGUACCGCUACUGUCCUUGUAUCAAAAGGCCGCACCAGCCCCUCCCUGGACCCCCUGAGGAAGAGCCCCACAGUAGAGCAGGCAGCCCUGUCGGCCCCCUACGCUCCGACUCCCAGCUUGGGCCGUAGGAGUCCCGCUCCCGGCCGCACGACCCCCUCGGCUCCAGCCGCCGGCCAUGCCCAUCAGCAGCACCGUCACCAGGGUGAGACCGUCAGCGGGGCCCGCAGUAACCAGGCCUGGGGUGCGCCCUGCAACGCGCCCAUUUCUCACCAACGCCAUACCACUGCAGGGCUUUCGAAUUCUUUCUUUAGCCCCGUAGUUGGGGGCCCCCCACCUCAGAGGCGUGGGGGUGGACUACGCGGCAGGAGCCGCUUCAACGUGCACCUAGACGGACCCAUGAAGUUUGAGAAGGACUUCGACUUUGAGAGUGCCAACGCCCAGUUCAGCAAGGAAGAAAUUGACAGGGAGUUCCAGAGCAAGCUCAAACUAAAAGAUGAGACGGAGAAGGCCGCAGUGAACGGGGAGGAUAAGGGCAACUCCAGUGUGGAGACUCAGAACAGCAAGGGCAACGCUGAUGAAGAAGGGCUGGAGGCACUAACACUUAAAGUUUAUUACGACAAGUCCAAGUCUUUCUUCGACAACGUCUCCUGUGAUUACAGCAGGAAAGCUGCAGAAAAAUCUGGAGGAAGCUCUGGUUUCCCACUGCAGCGGAGGCAGACCUGGGCCGAGGAGAGGCGUAUCAACUCGGAGACUUUCGGCAUGCCCCUGCACGGGGGUCAGGCCCGUGGGGGAUACCGCGGGCGUGGCGGUAUGGGCGGGGGCAGGGGUCGCUCCGCCAGCAGAGGGUCCUUCGGUCCCCCUCACGGCGGCCACAGCUACAGGGGAGGGUACAAUCGAACAAGCCAGAGAGGACGGGAGUUUUCAGAGAACUUUGAGUACAGGGAUAACCGUGGCUGCAUAGUACACCUGGAGGACAGAUCCAGAGGGGCAACGCCUCAUCUUUAGAAAUAGUUUGUUUAUACUUUUGACUAAAAGAAUGAAGAUUGUAUAUUUGUCAACAUCACUGGGGUAGACUGCUUGAAUGCCACUUCUUUUCCAUAUCUUUUAAUUAUGGAAAUUAUGCAAUCCAUCUAUCUUCAAAACAAUUUCCAGGCUGCUAAAUUGUAUGUACAAAUAUUUCUGAGGGAUGUCCUUGAGCAAUGAGGUUUUUUCCUUCUUCUUGUAACAGGUAUUUGAUUAUAUUCUGUUAGGUGUAGAGGGCCGUAUGACUGAGGAUCGCUGACAUAGCUUCAUUUUUGGGGGGUAACCUGUAAUGUAACAAAAUAGCCAGUGGGGUCUGUCACAGUUUUCUGUGUAUUUUUCAACCACACAAACUGUACCUAUACCUAGUCCGCUCGCUAUCCAUCUAUCCCACAUCUCCAAGCUAUACAUGUUCUCCAAAUGGCAGUGUUUGAUUUUAGCUAGAUAUCAACUUUUUGUAAAGGAUAUUCUGUUUUAUUUACUUCCAGCUCUUCACUAGUGAUGGUGCUAGAUGUACUUGGCUAUACUCUUCUGGUUUGGUGAUAUAGUUUAACUCUGGGUGCAUAACUAGGUAUAGGGAAAGAUGGAUCAUAGGUCAGGACUUAAUUUUCUUUUUUAAUUUUCUGUAGAUUGCCCUGUACUCGAGGCUACUGGUUUUGUGUGACUAGAGUUGUACAAUGCUGCUGUUUGCUACGGUUAUAUCUCUAGCGUAAUCUAUGUAAACUGCUACAAGAGCUCGCUAAAGCAGGCCAUCUAAGUAUGCUUCUUCCUGACAAUUGGGCCACAUUUCGGGUUCCUAACAUUUCUAGGGAGUUUUCCAAAUUGUUAUUCCCUUUUACCUCUCUUACUCAGUCAGUUGGUUAAAACCUCAUCCUGAACUCCACAUCCUCGUUCCUCUCAAAGAAACCGGAAUGCCAGAAAAAAUUUGAGCCACCAACAGUACUUGAGAUGUCUGACGGAGAGAAACAAUACCCUGACUAAACUCUUGAUUCGAUGCCACUGACUCGGUCCCAUGGCACUGCAUGGUGGUUGAUGGCUUGCUAAAGCUACACAAGUGAUGUCAGCCUAAUUGCUCAGUUAAAAAUUGGGUAAAAUAUUUGAUGAAUUGUAGAGCCCUUUGCUUUUAGCUUAGUAGGUAUUAGUUACAUAGCAAUGUUGAAGCUAAUGAUUUGCAGGGUUUGAAAGAUCAGGCACAAAUUGGGUGAAGGUUGGUUGAUAGGAAGUAAUUACCUUUGACUGAAUGUUGUCUGAUGCUGUCUUGACCCGGCAUGAUUUAAAUAAGUACGUAAAUAGAGAAAAUACUAGCUAGAUUUGGGAUUUUAUAUCUUGCAGGAAACGUACACACAGUUGCACUUUUUACUAUUGAAUUUGUUUUAUAUAAUAUUCUGUUCAUUUGUGUGAGUCCUGAGAUUGUAUUCCAGUUCUGCUAACUGCGGAUGGCUGAGUCCCAAAUGGUAGCCUAUUCCCUAUAUAGUGCACUACUUGGCUCUGGUCAAAAGUAGUUCACUUUACAGGGAAUAGGGUGCUUUUUGGGAUGAUACCAAUGAUGUUAUGGUACCAAUGAUGUUAUGGUACCUGACCCCCCCCCCCCCAUGUGAACAGGUCUUAAAAAGUACACGUUCAGUAUCUCGUUUGAUUCCUUGAAUAUCGUUCUUUAAUGUAUAUUUUAUGGAUGUAUGCAUAAGGAUUUGGCACCAGAAAAAUCCCCAAAUGCUGUUUAAAGAUGAAGGGAUGACCGUGCAAAGCUAGCCUGGUUAAACCUAAUAGGUUAGUCUGGUUUAACUGGGCUGGUGCAAAGCUACCUUUUUUCUUUUUUUUAGUGUCCUCAGGAAGUUAAGAUGAAUUGUUCUUGUGCCUUAAUGCCAGUGAAUACUACAUUUAAACUAAUAAUGGAGUGAAUAAAUAGUUAAAGUAAAUAAAGUUUACUAAAAUUGGAAAUUAUUAUAAGAACUUGUGCCCAUUUUGGUGUAUUCUGAAGCUCUUUUGCACAGUGCUGUUUGAUGAACUAGGUUUUUGCUUGAUAAUGUACUAAAUUUGUUCAGAAGUGUGGAUAUGUCUACAUCGGUACAUUUAAUUGAGUGAAGGGAGUUGACGCCAAGUUCCAACGUCUUGUUAAUUCCCAUUGCAGGAUCGUUAUUCUCUUGAUGCACUGUAGUGGAAAGUGUGUUGGAUUCUGCCCCCAUGAAGGUUUUGAAAGCUUUAAGUAAUUUUAAAAUGAGACCAAACAUCUACAUGCAUCCCAUAAUAAAGACUGUUUUAGUCCUGCAUAUAAUUGUCUUUUCUCUUCCUAUUAUUUUGACAAUGUUACAUUUGUCCUGCAUGUCACCUAUUAUAAUUUGUUCAGAUAUACUCUGCCAAAAAACUAAUUUGGCACCUUUUUUCAAAAAGUUGCAUACAGAAAGAAUAUUGAUUGUCAAAAGAAAGUGUUAAAUGGGGCUGGAUUAGAUGGGGGAUGCUCAAAUGUCUUAGGCUGUGUUUUACACAGGCAGCCCAAAUCUGAUAAUGUUCACUAAUUGGUCUUUUGAAUUGGCUGCCUGUAUAAACGCAGCCUUAAAAGCUAAGAUGAAGGGUGGUACAGUAGAAUGUGUGGUGGGAUGGGGUGAACCUAAACUGUAUUGCCUUGAUUCCUCACUUCUUCUUGUCUUCUCAAAACACAUUGGAGCAGAAGAUCAGAGGGGAGGAACCUCUGGUCUUCUGCGCCAAUGUGUUUUGAGAAGACAAGAGGAAGUGAGGAAUCAAGGCAAUAGAGUUUAGGUUCACCCAUAGGAUCAAGUGCCUAGUUCAAAGGGAUGUCCUGUAUCUCCAUUUCUCAUUGUUGCACAGAAGCCUGCAUGAGGGUCUGGCUCAAGCCACUAAAUCAUGACACAACAAGGAUACAAUGCAAUAACUUACUAAAAUGUCUGUGCAUCAAAUGUAAUUUAUAUACAAACUUAAAGGUUGUUUAUUUGGGUACAUUUUUUCUAACAGUUUUGUCUCAACCCAGCAUGACGUCCUCUUCUGUGGGCCUCAGUGGACUGGGGUUUUUAUUCAAAGCAUACAAUAAAAGUUUUCAUAUCUG
Salvelinus sp. IW2-2015 is the source of this 4765-nucleotide messenger RNA. Its product is annotated as protein LSM14 homolog A-like. The record is from RefSeq and is a predicted model, not a curated record. Gene Ontology annotation, cellular component: P-body. NCBI's taxonomy places the organism in Eukaryota, Metazoa, Chordata, Actinopteri, Salmoniformes, Salmonidae. Gene Ontology annotation, biological process: P-body assembly; cytoplasmic stress granule assembly. Gene Ontology annotation, molecular function: mRNA binding.